This is a messenger RNA of Microtus oregoni (creeping vole), 4504 nucleotides long. Its product is annotated as zinc finger protein with KRAB and SCAN domains 3. NCBI's taxonomy places the organism in Eukaryota, Metazoa, Chordata, Mammalia, Rodentia, Cricetidae. Bases 333 to 1991 code for a protein of 552 amino acids. Gene Ontology annotation, biological process: regulation of transcription by RNA polymerase II. The transcript is spliced from 6 exons. The record is from RefSeq and is a predicted model, not a curated record. Gene Ontology annotation, molecular function: DNA-binding transcription factor activity, RNA polymerase II-specific; RNA polymerase II cis-regulatory region sequence-specific DNA binding.
GGGUCACGUCUUGCUACAGUCCUCCAGCGGGCCGGGCUGCUUGUGGGUCGGUGAGGGUGGGACAGAACGCCUUCCCCUGCGGCCUGGCGGCGCCGGAAAAAAACCUCGAUGGCCAUUUGGGCCGAGUGCCCGACAGGGCCUCGGGCGCCUCGCCUCGGGCCGGUUCCGGGUGUCUGGUCAGUCUCAGGGCGUUUGGAGAUGGGAUUCUUGGGUCUUGUACUUAAGCUUUGAAAAUGGGAGACGGCACAGUUUUGCUUUUCCUGGAGACAAGUAGUCUCUUGCAGAAAUACAGCUCACAGCUGCAGUGAAACGGGAGAACUCCUUGGCUCGGGAUGGCUAGAGAAUCAAGGGAAAGCACAGCCCUGGACUCACACUCUGCAGAGGACCAGAUGGAGUUACUGGUCAUAAAGGUGGAACAGGAAGAGGCCUCCCCCUUGGCAGAGGAGGCCAGUUGGCUGGGCAGCCCUGGGCCAGACCGCUCCCGCCAGCGCUUCCGCGCUUUCCGCUACCCAGAGGCUGCUGGACCCCGGCAGGCGCUGAGCCGGCUCCGAGAGCUCUGCAGACAGUGGCUGCGGCCAGAUAUGCACAGCAAAGAGCAGAUUCUGGAGCUGCUGGUGCUGGAGCAGUUCCUGACCAUCCUGCCAGGGGAGCUGCAGGCCUGGGUGCGCGAGCAGCACCCCGACAGCGGGGAGGAGGUGGUGGCGCUGUUGGAGUACUUGGAGAGGCAGCUGGACGAGACGCCUCCACAGGUUCCAGAUGAUGACGAUGGGCAGGAAAUCCUUUGCUCCAAGGCAGUACUGCUGACAUCAGCUCCGGGCUCAGAGAGGAGCCAGAUGGAGCCCAUGGAGCCUCUGCUUAAGCAGGAGUCUUUGGGAUCCCUGCCCUCAGAAGUCAGAGUCACCCAGGGGGGCCACUGUGAAGAAGAUGGAGUGGCAGCUCCCAGGCUCACUUCCGAGUUGCAGGGGUUGCUAAAAAUGGAAGAUGUAGCUCCAGCCCUUUCUCCCAGAUGGACAGAACAGGAUUCAUCUCAGAUGAACCUCUACAAAGAUGACAUGCAGGAAGACCCUGGUAGCCUGGUUUCCCUAGAUCAGGACAUGCAGACUAAGAUUAGGGACUUGCCUCCCGCUGAGGAGUACACAGAACAAAAGCCUGAGCAGACACUGUGCUUCUUGGGUGAAGACACUGUCCAGAUUCCUGCAGGUGCAGAAGCCAGUGAGCAGGAAGGCAAGUCACAGACAACACAGAAAACUGCCACUGGAAAUAGGCGGUUCUACUGCCGUGAAUGUGGAAAGAGUUUUGCUCAGAGUUCAGGCUUAAGUAAACACAAAAGAAUCCACACUGGAUUGAAACCCUAUGAAUGUGAGGAGUGUGGCAAAGCCUUCAUUGGAAGCUCAGCUCUUAUCAUUCAUCAGCGGGUUCACACUGGUGAGAAGCCAUACGAGUGUGAAGAAUGUGGCAAGGCCUUCAGUCACAGCUCAGACCUCAUCAAGCACCAGCGAACCCACACCGGGGAAAAGCCCUACGAGUGUGAUGACUGUGGGAAGACCUUCACCCAGAGCUGCAGCCUCCUUGAGCAUCACAGAAUUCACACCGGGGAGAAGCCGUAUCAGUGCAAUAUGUGUCCCAAAGCCUUUAGGCGUAGCUCACAUCUCCUGAGACACCAGAGGACCCAUACUGGGGAUAAAGAUUUUUUUGUUCCAGAACCUUACUGGGAAAGUCAUAGUAGGGUGGAAAGCCAUUGGGAAAAUAUUGAAACUCCUGUGUCUUAUCAGUGCAAUGAUUGUGCGAGAAGUUUCACUAGGAUUACAAGCCUUAUUGAGCACCAAAAAGUACACACUGGCGAAAAACCCUUUGAGUGCAAAACAUGUGGAAAAGGCUUCACCCGACCUUCAUACCUUAUUCAACAUCAGAGAAGACACACAGGGAAGAAACCUGUCACAGUGACCCCCGCUGUACAUUCCGAAGUUGGUGUUCAACUGUCAUUGAACUGAAGUCACCCUUGAGCCCUUAUGACUGCAGAAGUCAUAACCUGGGGCUCUAUCUAAUAAUGUACAUUCUUAGAUAUUAGGGAUCUGGCUGAGACCCAUUAUCUUCUACAUGCUAGAAGGUAACUAGAGGAAAACAAAAAACUUAUUUCAUAGGAGGUUAUGAAAGAGUUGUCUGUAAGAGUUCUCACCCAUUGGAAUCAAAUGGGCUUCCUGACUGGCAAACUGCCUUCCCUUGACCUGCAUCUCAGGUCUCCUGAGGGACACUUAUGCUUUGGGGGUGUUACUCUGACCCUUUGUUAGGCUAAUGAGCUCUUCAUACGUGGUAAGACUUGGAAAUCAUAUGUCCUGCUUUGUGCCUUGUAUACAGGUGCUAACUCAUAGAGACUUAUUAAAUAUACUGGCAGUAGGUUUCCUGCAUAGCUCUGAAAACCCAUUAUUAUCUGGAAAAUUUCACCAAGGCCAUUUGUAUAUCUUAAAAAACAAACAACAGGAUGUUUUAGAUUGAGUCAAUGUAGUACUGCCUUGUUUUUAUUUUUGCUUUUGUUUUUUUUGCCAAGUUCCCUGACUUGGCAGGGGAGGGGUGAAGGUGAGGUUACUAUGCUAGAAUCCUUUAAUUCUUUACCUAAUUUAGGAAUUCUGUGAGAGUGCCUUAAGCAGCUUCUUUAGCAUUAAGUCAUUGUGAAUGUGCCACCCAUGGAAUUCCAAUAAUAUUUUUUUUUUCUGUUAAUUUUGUUACUCUUGGGAGGAAAAAAACCCUUUCCUACUCAUGUAGUGUGAAAACCAGUUCCAGAAUAAAGUGAUCAAUGUCUAAGGAUUAGCCUCUUGAUUCUCACUUUGAGUGGUUGUCAUGGGCCUAACCAAGAGCUCCUGCCACCUUUCCUUAUGUCCUAACCACAGGCUCAAUUGUACUAAAGCGGUGGGUUAUGAUACCAAGAGAUAAAAACAAACAAAACCCCAUCAGAGCUGGGGGAGGUCCAUAAGUACAUGGGGUGCAGCAGGUUAUUCACAAGAUCCUGUGGGGGGGGGGACAAGAGUUCACGGGAGCCUCACUAUUGGAUAGACAGCACGUGUUCUCUUCAUGUGCUGUUCCACAGUGCUUACUACAGGGAGAGGGAUUUCACAGAUAACACUAGGUAGGCAGGGACAUUGCUAGUUUGCUAUGUCCUUGUAUGACCAGCUUCAUAAGAACUAACAUCGAAUGUUUUACCUGUCUCCUACAGUAGUGCUGGGGAACUAUAUGAACACUCUCUAGCUUGACUCUAAGUCUUAAGAGUAUUUCAGUAGCCAGGCUUAAUCCCAGCACUUGGGGGGUGGGGGUAGAGGCAGGCGGAUUUCUGAGUUCAAGGGUAGCCUGAUCUACAAAGCAAGUUCUAGGAAAGUCAGGGCUAUACAGAGAAACCCUGUCUCAAAAAACAAAAUAACAAGAAGAAGUAUUUCAGUAGGGCACUUGUUCUUGCAGAGGAUCUAGACUCAAUACUCAGUACCCACACAAUGUACUGAAAUUAUCCAUAACCCAGUUCCAGGAAAUGCAACACCCUCUUCUGACCACUGAGGGCACUGAGCACACUUGGUGCACAGACAUACAUAUGAGCAAAACACUCAUAAAUAUAUCUAAACACCUUUUUAUAGAAAGUUUCAGGAACCUGGUAAUUGAUGUUCUACUUUUCUCGAAGAUUAUUCACCUACAACAUAUGGAUAAUAAACUGCACAAAACCUACCCCUGCUAAGUCCAUACUUGAGCAAGCCAGUGAAUUCACACUAACUAUUUAAAAUAGGGAUUGCUUCUUUUGGGGUCCAGAGCACCAGUGUGAGUGUGCAACAGUCUUUGCUCUCUUAUGUGUUGACUCCAAAUCACCCAUACCAAUGCUGCUUAACUGCGCAGGCGAGUAUGUGAGCUUUAUGUUCCCCUCAGCACUCGCCUUGGACACUGCAGAGCAGCAUCUGGUUGGUUGGUUGGUUGAUUUGUUCAUUUGUUUGUUUUUAAUCAUGGUGAAAACUUCACACUUAUCAAUUGAAGUCAGCACUGUGAAAGUAUUUAUUACAUUUAUUUCCAAUGGAGUUGCUUCUACAAAGGUCUUAGAAUACCUGCUUUCUUGCAAACUUUUGUUAGUCUAUCACAGUGGUUUUCAGCCUUCCUAAUGCUGCGACCCUUUAAUACAGUUAUUCAUGUUGUGAUCCCAACCAUAAAAUUUCUGUGUUGCUACUUAAUAGCCAUAAUUUUGCUACUGUUAUGAAUUGUAAAUAUCUGAUAUGCAGGAUAUCUGAUAUGCAAUCCCCCAAGGGGGUAAUGCCCUACAGAUUGAGACUCGCUGGUCUGUCACUUAGGAGAAAUACUUCCAUUACUGUAUCUCCUCAUAUUUCUCCAUUGGUUUCUAGCAUCAGCAGUCUUCCAUACUUAUAGGAGUAAUGUGGAGAUUCUGAAGUUUGGAGAUAGCAAACUUUUCUAGUUUGAUUUCACAAUGAUUUUGCUUAUGUGUUAUAUCUCUCUCACUAAAUGCAUUUUUUUUUUUUUAAAG